CUUGUGGACACUUCUCUUAUAAAUGCCGACUCUCUCAAACCUCCACAGUCAUAGCAGUCUGAGUCCUGUCUGCAGCUUCACUCUCAGCCCAACUCAGCUCACGUACGGAGUCUUUGAUCCUUCUGCUUCGACACAGUUUUCUUCUUAAUUCUCUUAAAGCUGCUUAAAGAAAACUCCUACAGACGAAACAUGCUGCCUGCAACCUUCAAACUGUGCGCCGGUAUCUCCUAUCGGCACAUGAGGAGCAUGACAGGUCUGAAGAAGACCGCCCUGGUGGCCAUUCACCACGAGCUGAACCGAUUGGCCGGGCCGGGCCCGAGUACCUGGAUCAGCCAGGUCCGCAGACGCAGCUCCCUCCUCGGUAAGUCACAGGAGGAGGAGAGGUACAGCGAUGAAGAGCUGUCCUAUCUGAAGCAAGGAGAGGAGGCGCUGCAGAGAGCCAUCAGCAUCCUGAGCCUGCAGGACGGCUGGAGCCUGGAGACUGUAGCGGCUAACGGAGACAGGGUCCUAAGCAAGGUGCUGCCUGACAUCGGGAAGGUGUUCCGGCUGGAGGUGCUGAUGGAGCAUCGCCAAGACGACCUGUACCGAGAGCUGGUGGGCAACAUGGAGCACAUGGGGGAGUGGAACCCAAACGUUAAAGAGAUCAAGAUCCUUCAGAAGAUCGGCCGGGACACCUUGGUGACCCACGAGGUUGCCGCGGAGACGCCGGGCAACGUGGUCGGCCCGCGGGACUUCGUCAGCGUCCGCUGUGCCAAGCGGCGCGGCUCCACCUGCUUCCUGGCGGGAAUGUCCACGCAGCACGCCCAGAUGCCCCAGCAGAGGGGAGUGGUCAGACGUAGCCGCGGCAACGGUGCCGGCCCCGGGCGAGUCCGACCUGCGGCGGUCCCGGUACCUCUCGGUCGGUCGGUGCGUCCCGGACCCAGACUGAUGCAGCGUCUCGGUCGGGGAGAAGCCAUGUCGUCGUCCAGCGUCUGUCCCCCUGGGCUGAGGAGCAGCGCCGCAGGAAGCAAGGACGAACGUUUCCAGGACACUCUGCUGGGCUUCCCCCUGUCUGCUCUGGUGCACUGA
Perca flavescens (yellow perch) is the source of this 1068-nucleotide messenger RNA. It is a transcript of the gene star, whose product is annotated as steroidogenic acute regulatory protein. Gene Ontology annotation, molecular function: cholesterol transfer activity; cholesterol binding. NCBI's taxonomy places the organism in Eukaryota, Metazoa, Chordata, Actinopteri, Perciformes, Percidae. Gene Ontology annotation, cellular component: mitochondrion. Bases 190 to 1068 code for a protein of 292 amino acids. The transcript has 6 exons. Gene Ontology annotation, biological process: steroid biosynthetic process; intracellular cholesterol transport; regulation of steroid biosynthetic process. The record is from RefSeq and is a predicted model, not a curated record.